Anopheles moucheti is the source of this 689-nucleotide messenger RNA. RefSeq names its product peritrophin-1-like. Gene Ontology annotation, cellular component: extracellular region. The record is from RefSeq and is a predicted model, not a curated record. Bases 133 to 582 code for a protein of 149 amino acids. The transcript has a single exon. Gene Ontology annotation, molecular function: chitin binding. NCBI's taxonomy places the organism in Eukaryota, Metazoa, Arthropoda, Insecta, Diptera, Culicidae.
ACGUACCAUCGUCUGGGUUAGUCAAUUCGUGACACUAUUCUUCUCACCAUGAAAGGUAAAAGGUGUGCCAAAGCUCGAAUUUUGAACACAUAAAAAGAACUCUUCUUUGUAACCAUAUCCCGGAUAGUUGCAAUGAGUGCGGUGCUACUGUUGGUGGGACUGGUUUUGGCUGACGAUCGCUGUCCACCCGUCGACGAUCCGCUAGAACCGCCGGUUCUGCUACCACAUCCAACCGACUGCUGCAAGUUCCUGUACUGCAGCCAUGGGAUGACCGUCGUCAGCAAGUGUCCGCCCGGAUUGCAUUGGAACGAUGGACAGAAACGGUGCGACUACCCGUCGGUGGCACACUGUCAACCGGGCGUAUCGCCCACUCCCCAGCACGCCCCAGAACCUUCACCCAACUGUCCCGCGGAAUACGAUCCCGAUCAUAUGGUGUACGUGCCGCAUGAAACAGACUGCACCAAGUACUACAUCUGUGAUCCGCACGGAGUGGAGCUGGAGCAAACCUGUCCGUCCGAGCUGCACUGGAAUCCAGCGGUGAACUACUGUGACUUCCCCGAGCUCGCACAGUGUGAAGAGUAGCGUUGUGCCGAGCUUGAGUUCACUGACGGGCGGGAAGUGUGAAGUGCGACCAACGCACCAAGAAGUUGUAAAUAAUCGAUAAAGAAACAAAAACAUCCCCUUAUUCU